CACCAAGUGCCUUCAUGCUUGACUUAGAAAGAUGAAAAGCACUUCCCCUUUUGCAUAUAUGUACCACCAUCUACUCCACUGUCAUGCACAACGUUAAUGCAAGCUAGCAAAAGAAACCAUGCCAAUCACUUAUUAUUAUCUUCUUCUUCUUCUCUUACUCUACUUAUUUACUCUCUAUAUUUCCCUUGAAGCCCAUAGAUCCGAUUCCAAUGUGUUUUGCAAAGAGAUGGAAAGGAAGGCACUUCUUAAAUUCAAAGAACGUCUUACAGAUCCUUCCAAUCGACUUUCUUCCUGGGUCGAUGAAGAUUGUUGCAAAUGGAUGGGGGUAGAAUGCAGCAACCGAACAGGCAGUGUCAUCCACCUCGACCUUAAAAACAAUGAUUGUUACAAAGAAAGCAUAAAUAUUGAAGCAGGCCCUCAUAUUUCUUCGUGUUUGGGCGGUGAGAUAAGUAGUUCUUUGCUUGAUUUAAACCAUUUGGAUUACUUAGACCUGAGCAUGAAUAAUUUCCAAGGAAUCCCAAUCCCAAGCUUCUUGGGCUCACUUGAGAAGUUGACUUACCUUAAUCUCUCUUAUGCGUCUUUUGGCGAAUUGCUUCCUCCUCAUCUUGGAAAUCUUUCAAACUUGGUUUAUCUUGAUCUUUACUCGGAUCCAUAUUCCAUCCAAAAUCCUCAAAGCAGUUGGGUCCAAGAUUUACACUGGCUCUCUGGCUUAUCUUCUUUGGAACACCUUAAUCUCGGAUUUGUAAACCUCAGUUUAGCAAGAACUGAUUGGCUGCAAACUCUCAACAUGCUUUCUUUUCUUUCAGAGUUGCACUUGCCCGGUUGUGACCUUCAAAACUUGCCUGUCUCUCUACCACGUUCGAAUUUCACUUCCCUUUUGGUCCUUGACCUUUCUUACAAUCAUUUUGAAGUUAACUCUUCAAUACCUCAGUGGUUGUAUAAUAUCAGUAACCUUGUUGAACUUGAUCUUAGUUAUUGUGGUAUGAAAGGUCCACUUUUCCACAUUGCAUGGGGAGAUCUCUGUAAUUUUCAGAAGUUAGCUCUAUCCGGUAAUGAGAUUGGCGGUGAGAUAAGCGAAGUGGUAGAGGGUUUGUCUGCCUGCAAUAACAGCAGCAUAGAAGAGUUACAUUUGGGGCUCAGUCAACUAGCUGGGCAGUUGCCAGAUUCACUGGGAGACCUCAAGAAUUUAAAAUCCCUUCAACUUUAUUAUAACUCACUCUCAGGGCCAAUUCCAGCAUCAAUUGAAAGAUUGUUGAAUUUGGAAGAAUUGGACCUUUCUUACAAUGUGAUGAAUGGGUCCAUCCCUGAAGGCCUUGGGAAGCUUACAAAAUUAGCUCUUUUAGAGCUUUGCGAGAAUCUUUGGGAGGGAGUCCUAUCUGAAUAUCAUUUCCAGGGCCUCACAAAACUUGAAGAUUUCUCCAUAUCAUCGUCGAACAAGACGUUUCUCUUCAAGGUGAGCAGUGAUUGGGUUCCUCCUUUUAGCCUGACAAACAUUAGAAUCAUGAAUUGCCCAUUGGGUCCAAGAUUUCCAGCAUGGCUUAGGACUCAGAAUCAACUUUCAAAUAUAGUCCUCACAGAUGCUGCCAUUUCGGACCCGAUUCCUUCUUGGAUUUGGAAAAUGUCUCCGCAGAUUCAAUGGUUGGAUCUUUCUAAUAACGAAAUUGGAGGAAUACUUCCCGGUUCACUCGAAUUCUUCCCACGAACAUGGGUAGAUUUAAGUUUGAACCGCUUGGAGGGCCAACUCCCACUGUGGUCUAAUGUUUCAUAUCUCAUCUUGGAAGAUAACUUCUUCUCAGGAUCAAUACCAGUGAACAUUGGUCAAGCAAUGGCAUCACUGCGAUACAUUUUUCUUUCAGGCAAUUUUCUUAGUGCCCAUAGAUCCGAUUCCAAUGUGUUUUGCAAAGAGAUGGAAAGGAAGGCACUUCUUAAAUUCAAAGAACGUCUNAAACUCAAAGCAAUAGAUUUAUCCCAGAACAAUCUAUCUGGUAACAUUCCCAACACAAUGUGCUCACUGCCCUUGCUUUCAUACUUGAAAUUGAGUGAAAAUAGUCUUUCUGAGGAACUCUCUAUUUCACUAAAAAAUUGCACGGCCCUGACCCUACUCGAUGUAGGAGAGAAUAAAAUCACUGGGAAUGUACCAAAGUGGAUUGGAGAAAGCCUUGUAUCACUAUCAGAAUUGCGUAUGAGGGCUAACAUGUUCACAGGAAGUAUUCCCGACCAACUGUGUCGGCUUUCACAUCUCCACGUCUUAGAUCUCGCACUUAAUAAUUUAUCAGGAACCAUUCCACCAUGCCUGGGCAAUUUGAGUGAUCUGAGUUCAUCACAAUCCUAUAGUCCACAACUUCGUCCCGCUCAUUCUACAUAUACACCUCAGCUAGACUUGGUUGUGAAGGGAAGACAAAUGAAAUAUACCUUCACGCUUGAGCUUGUGAAUGUCAUUGACUUAUCAAAUAAUAGCCUAUGGGGAGAGAUUCCGGAUGAGAUUACAAAUCUUUCAUCUCUAGGUACCUUGAAUUUGUCCCAGAACCAAUUGACAGGAAAGAUACCAGAGAAUAUUGGAGGUUUACAGAAAUUGGAAACUCUUGAUCUCUCGUGCAACCAUCUUUCUGGCUCAAUUCCCGCAAGCAUGUCUUCUAUAACCUCAUUAAGCCAUUUGAACUUGUCUCAUAAUGAUUUGUCCGGACCAAUUCCAUCAACCAACCAGUUCCUAACCUUCAAUGAUCCAUCCAUUUAUGCGGGUAACCCAGAACUCUGUGGAGAUCCUUUAUCAACCAAAUGUUUCACGCCUAAUGGAAGGAAAGGUGAAGACCAAGUUCAGGCCAAAGAUCAUCACCAUGAAGAUGAAGAUGAUGAAGACAAGUAUGAAACGUUGUGGUUCUGUGUUAGUAUGGGAUUGGGAUUUAUUGUGGGAUUUUGGGCUGUUUGUGGUAGUUUGGUGAUAAAGAAGACGUGGAGAAAUGCCUACUUCCAAUUUCUCGACAGUGUGAAAGAUUGGCUCUUUCAGGUCAUUGUGUCGAGUGUGGCUUGUGUACGAAAAAUGGUGGAGAGUGAGAAGAGUCCUCCUGCAUAGGUGAACAAAAGUAGAGUUCAGAAAAUAUUUUCUGGGGUAAUACGAGGUUGAGCACUGGAAGGGCCUUAAUAAGGGUAGUACUUUGGUUUUGGCUAGUAUAAUAAUGUACCAAGGAAUUGCAUUAUGU
This is a messenger RNA of Ilex paraguariensis (yerba mate), 3197 nucleotides long. The record is from the annotation of a GenBank genome assembly. Lineage: Eukaryota; Viridiplantae; Streptophyta; Magnoliopsida; Aquifoliales; Aquifoliaceae.